AUGGACGUUGCGGACUCAACCUCUGAGACGCCACCUGUCUUCGAUCAUAAGAACUUGGCCCUCGUAGCUCAGACUAAUUUGCUACAGUUCUAUCUGACACAUUUGGCAACUACGUUUGCUCCCGCUCUUAAAAUGGACAUGCGGGAAUCUAUUACUCCCAGUUUCAGCCUUCCAGAGAGUCCAAACUCUGAUACAGAUGAUUCAGCAUCUGCUGCGCUUGUUUCUUCAACCAAAGCACUUUUCACGCUUCUCGGUGGAUCUCCAACAACCACCGACAGUACUGUAGUGAACGGUACAACUAAAAAAUCCAGCGCCACCAGCAAACUUUGUUCGGUAUGUGCUGAUAAAUCAACUGGACUGCAUUACGGCGCUUCAACAUGUGAAGGGUGCAAAGGAUUCUUCAAGCGAUCUGUUCAAAACAAGAAGGUCUAUCACUGCAGUCAGGACAACUGUUGUGAGAUUGACAAGCAGAAUCGGAACAGGUGUCAAUCGUGUCGUUUCCGAAAGUGCAUCAGCAAGGGCAUGCUAACCGAAGCAGUAAGAGAAGAUCGUAUGCCCGGUGGAAGAAACGGGAACAGUAUCUACAGCAACUACAAGCAGAGGAGAAGUAUCAUCCGGAAAACGAGAGAUUACGUUGAAGAAAUAGAGAGACGACCGUUCCAGAGUCUUCCGAGUGGCAAGAAAUUGAUUAAAGAGUUGGUAGAAAUGGACUGCUUAGAUCGUCUGAUCAAUCUAAAAGGACUCCGAAUCAAUCCAGCAUCGGCAAGCAGUGAUAUUGCUCCAGCGUGCAAAAGACUAACUAGAAUUGGUGAUGAAAUUGUGGAACAACUUGUGGAGUGGACAAAAACCCUUCCAUUUUUCGAUGAGUUACCUGUAGAAGCCCAUACACAUCUCUUGACACAACGCUGGGCUGAGCUUGUUCUCCUGUCUGCUGGAUACUAUGCCUGCUCAGUUUUCACUCCAGAUUCUCCAGAUACUACAGAAAUGAUUGAUGAAACUGAUGAGAUAUCAUUCACAAAUCCACAAGUUAACCUUCGCCUACUACAAAAUCGAUUGGCGUUGGUGCUUGGGAAAGAAAUUCCGUUCGAGCAUGUGUCUAAGGAAGCUGGUACGCUUGUCCACCGUUUCACCACUCUCCUCAACUCGUUCUCCAACCUCAAGGUCUCUCCAGAAGCGUACGUCUGUAUCAAGGCUAUCACCCUACUCCACCUUUCGCCCGAUUCAACUCUAGACCGAACUAUCAUUGACAAGGUCAACACCCUUCAGGAUCACUUUGUCAAGACGUUACAAAUUCAUUUGCAUCAGCCGGGAGAGGAUUCGCAGCAGACGACGAGUUUGGCGCAGAUUCUUGAAUGGCUCCCAGAGCUCCGAAACGCCUCAUCCGUACUACUCCACUCCAAAAUGUUCUACGUACCAUUCCUUCUCUGCAAGAAUCCUAGACGCCUAGUGUUCGACGAGUAG
Molecule: messenger RNA, 1461 nt
Organism: Caenorhabditis briggsae
Lineage: Eukaryota; Metazoa; Nematoda; Chromadorea; Rhabditida; Rhabditidae
Gene: Cbr-nhr-91
Product: Protein CBR-NHR-91
Exons: 10
Coding region: 1-1461 (486 amino acids)
Biological process (GO): regulation of DNA-templated transcription
Molecular function (GO): sequence-specific DNA binding; zinc ion binding; DNA-binding transcription factor activity
Source: RefSeq, a predicted model, not a curated record